This is a messenger RNA of Pelobates cultripes (western spadefoot toad), 299 nucleotides long. NCBI's taxonomy places the organism in Eukaryota, Metazoa, Chordata, Amphibia, Anura, Pelobatidae. The record is from the annotation of a GenBank genome assembly.
AUGGAUGUAAUGGAGGCUGAUCGCUUGCACAGUGAGCAGAGACAACAAGCCGCGGACCUUGCGACCACGAGGCAGGGCAACAUUCUCCUGGAUCUACGCCGGCAGAUUGAGGAUUUGGAUAACCGGGGCUGGCGAAAUAAUAUCAGGGUCCGGGGUCUGCCAGAGGCGGAGGGAGAAUCGCCGCAGGAGAUGCUCACAGGCCUGUUCACCCACAUACUAGGGGACAACGCACCGAGUGAUUUCGGUAUCAAACGAGCUCAUAGGGCACUGCGAGCCCCUAGGAGAGAUGGCCUACCCCG